UAUAUUUUUUUUUUUCUUCUUUUAGGGCUUAGUUUCAAUUCAACAAUGUAGGAUUUAGUUUCACCGAGCUUUAUUUUCUCCAUUGGUAUCCAUGGUAGGGUUUAUCAGUAAGCUCGGGUUCUUCUAAGAGUUCUAACUUUCUGAGUUGGAUUAUUUAACUAUUGAUUAUGAUUACUGAACUUAUAGAAGAUUAUAACGAACCUUUUUUGUUGUUAGAGUUAUGCUAUGUGCAUUUUACAGCUUUAAGAAUUUUAUGUGAUUUUUUUAGCCAAAUUUGAUGAUUCUGUCAAUUUUUGUUGCUAAUGUGUUGCAUUUUUUUAGUUGAGUCAUUUUGUGAUUAUUAGAACCUGAUGCAAGCUUGGGAUUUUGAGGCUCGUCGAGCUUCGAGCUUAAGCUGAGCCUGCUGAACUCAGAACCUGCUCCUAUUCGGGCUCGGCUCGAAGGUUUAGCACCCCUCAUUGAACCCCAAUACUAUAAACCACUUUUACCACGAACCCUUUUAUGUUAGGAUGGAAAAUUAUGGAAAUGAGGCUUUUCUUCCUUGGCUUGGGGCGACUGCCCGUCCUGCCAUGGCUAUGUGACAUUAUUUUAUGUAAUGUCUGAAAUUAUUUUUGCAUAUGUAUGACAUGUAAUGGAUACGAUGCCCUGUCAUUUUGUGUGCUUUACUUGGUGGUUUGGGUCCGUACAUGACCGUGUUGUUGAUUUGGUCUUCAUGUUUGUUUGUGUUUAGUUCUUGUUUGGGUCUCAUUAUGUGUGCUUUACUUGGUGGUUUGGGUCCGUCCAUAACCGUAUUGUCAAUUUGGUCUUCUUGUUGGUUGGUGUUUAGUGCUUGUUUGGGUGUCAUUUUGUGUGCUUUACUUGGUGGUUUGGGUCCAUACAAAACCAUAUUGUUGAUUUGGUUUUCGUGUUGGUUUAUGUUUAGUACUUGUAUGGGUGUCAUUUUGUGUGCUUUACUUGUUGGUUUGGGUCCGUAUUAUCACUGUAUUGUUGACUUGUUCUUCCUGUUGGCUUGUGCUUUGUACUUGUUUGGAUGUUACACCUCAUUCAGUUUCAAACUUGUCUCGCUUGUUACCAAAGAACCUAUUUAUGGUAGUUUACUGCUCAAUAGUUUCAAAAUAGUUGUAUAGUAUUGGCCAAAAUCUAUUAUAGGAAUUGUUGAUCCUAAGCUGUCAAUUUCUGUUUUGGAGCUCUGAACUUGUUCCUAAAGGUGCUUAUGUAUAUGCUCUUGAUUAUUAUGUUGCAUUUGCAUUAAGGAUACAAAAUGGCAAGAUACUGUAACUGUGUUAGGUAAGCGGAUGAUUUGACUGAUCCUGCUCCUGCCACGGCAUCAGGUUGAAGUUCAUUGAUAUGAAUGCUGCACUGGUUCUGAAAAACUUGCUCUCUUGAAAAAUAGCAAAGAUCCAGAAAUAAGUUCCGUUUGUGAUUGGGAAAGCAAUGGUCUGCAGUGAGCAAGUACCUUUCAGUGGUGCUGACUACUACAAUGGGAAUCUUUUACCCUUUCCUGCAGAUCAGACCAGCGCUAUGCUGGACAGCCAAUUCUGGUAUGGAGACACAAUUCUAGCUGCUAAUGGGUUCUCUCAGGUCCCGAUGAAUGCAAUACAUAAUGCUACUGAUGUCACACAAUCUGAUGCAUUGGCUGGUUUCAACCACAUUCCUCUGAGUACUGAUCCUUUUAUCGAUCGUUUGGAAGUGCAAAACUAUGACAUUUCAGCUCAGAGAUCAAGUCUUCCAUUCUAUGGGACACAGGAGAGCAGCAGACAUGGGGGACUGGACAAUUUUGUGUUAAAUCAAUGGAUGCCCAAGGAAGAACCUAUAUCAUUUAUGGAUAUGGAAUGGCAACAAGUUGAGAGUCCUGCGUUUCCAGUACAAGCAGCAAACGUAAAUGACACCCAUGAAUUUCUGUCAAAUGUGAAAGUUGAGGCAGAUACAUCUGAUGUAGCCCCAGUAACAUUGAAGAGUGUGUCCAGAACAAACAGAGAACGAUCAAAAGAAGCUGAAACUCGUCGUAGACUCAUUAUCAGUCAAAGGGUGCAAGAUUUGCAUGAUCUCCUUCCUGCAACCUUCAAGGAUAAACGAGGUAACCAAGAGUCUAUUGUGAAUGAUGUCAUUGGUCAUAUCAAGUAUUUGCAGCUUCAACUCAAGGAAUUGAGCAGAAGCAGACUGGGAGGUGAUUCAAGCUCUGGUCCGUUGAAAUUUGAUGAGGGUUAUGGACACUACCAACCACAUGAACAAAUGUUUGGUGAGUCUCUUGAUAAAAUUCUUGGAAGCUUAUUAGAGGAGAAUCCAGUAGCAGCACAUAAUCUUUUCGAGAGUAAAGGUCUGUGUAUGGUUCCCAUGGCUUCCACUGAUGCAUUAUCAUGCAACAUAAAGUAGAUUUUGUAAGUCAUGCUCAAGCUAUCUAGAAAUGCUUGUUGCAUAUGCUAAGAUAUUUGUGUAUAUAAUAACACUUUUCCACAAGUAACUACUCAAAACCUCUUAACUGUAGGAAACUUCUGGUCAUGGUAUUGCUUUCUUAGAAAGGCAAAUGGCAUGUAAGUAACUUUACUCGAGUUUGGUUGAAUUCAAAUUUUGGACAUAUGAAAGAAAAUAGGUUUUUAGUAUACUUCCGUGUUAGUUAUGCUGUAAGUAGCUAUGGACAUGGUUUCUCGGUUUGGAGUAACAUUCUUUUUAAAUCCGAAUGAAUUGUUACUUGAGAACUAAUUUUGCUUGUUUGCAAA
Messenger RNA from Chenopodium quinoa (quinoa), 2717 nucleotides. RefSeq lists its product as uncharacterized. NCBI's taxonomy places the organism in Eukaryota, Viridiplantae, Streptophyta, Magnoliopsida, Caryophyllales, Amaranthaceae. The record is from RefSeq and is a predicted model, not a curated record. The coding region runs from base 1435 to 2373 and encodes 312 amino acids. The transcript is spliced from 8 exons. Gene Ontology annotation, molecular function: protein dimerization activity.